AUGGAAUGGGUGAGAGGAGCCACCGUUGGCCGAGGCAGCUUCGCUACCGUCAGCCUCGCCGUCGUCCAAGACCGCGGUGACAGCCAACUCCCGAAGCUGAUGGCCGUCAAGUCCGCCCCUCUCUUCCAAUCCUCCUUCCUCCAGCGCGAGGAGGCCAUCCUCGCCCGCCUCCAGCACUGCCCCUACAUCAUCCGCUGCUUCGGCCACGACCUCGCCGGCUUCGACGACUCCGACGAGCAGUACUACAAUCUAUUCCUCGAGUACGCCUCCGGUGGCACGCUAUCCGACCUCGUUCGACGCUCCGGCGGUUCUUUCCCGGAGCACACAGUGCGGCGCUUUACGCGCUCCCUUCUCGAGGGGCUCCGCUCCAUCCACGCCGAAGGCUACGUACAUUGCGACAUCAAGCUCCAGAACAUACUGGUGCGGAGUGACGGCGACGUUAGAAUUGCCGACUUUGGGCUGGCGAAGAAGAUCGGAGAUAAGGCCGAUGAUUGCACCCUCCUCCGGGGGACGCCUAUUUAUAUGUCUCCGGAGUCGGUGGCGCGUAACGAGUACGAAGCGCUGGCAGAUAUUUGGUCGCUCGGGUGCGUGGUGGCGGAGACGGCGUCGGGCAGGCCGGCAUGGAGGUUCUCCGGGGACGAGGACGUGUGGCAUUUGCUGCUGCGGAUUGGAUUUGGUGACGAGACGCCGGAGAUCCCCGCGGAGUUGUCGGACGUGGGGAAGGAUUUCUUGCGCCGGUGCUUCGCCAAGGAUCCUGAGAAGCGGUGGACUGCCGAGAUGCUGCUAGGCCACCCCUUUGUUGCUGAUUCCAGAAGUUUUGACGACGACGCCGACGCUGUGAUGCUUCCUUUUGUUUCGGGCACGGCCGGCGCCGAAUGCUGCACCCUUGCACGCCCAUCUCCGAGCAGCAUACUCGAUUUCUCGCAGUGGGUAUCACCGAGGUCUCACUCGCCGUCCACCUGCUCUGCUGCUUCACUGGACAUUCUGACUGCGUCUCCGGAUUGUUGUCAUGCUUCUCCGACCGAGCGGAUCAGCGAUCUAGCGACAGGGCAGAGGCGGCCCGAUUGGUCCUGUUUUUCGUCAGUAGGCUCCUGGAUCGACGUGAGACAAGUAGGCUUUGUUUCUAAACCAGAGGAUUCGUAUAGGCUUUGUUUCUGA
Phoenix dactylifera (date palm) is the source of this 1158-nucleotide messenger RNA. The record is from RefSeq and is a predicted model, not a curated record. NCBI's taxonomy places the organism in Eukaryota, Viridiplantae, Streptophyta, Magnoliopsida, Arecales, Arecaceae.